AUGCCAUCCCCAAAUAAACGCAAAGAAUUAUUAUCAGAAGGUAUCCAAGCCAAAAAUAGUGAUACAUGGGCUAAGUAUAUUUACCAGGAAGCUUUUAAUAUAAAAGAUAAAGAUCUUGGUCCUGGAUGGCUUGAUUUUAUUCAGAAAGUUAAGGAGAAUAUAAAAGGGAUGUGA
Entrophospora sp. SA101 is the source of this 174-nucleotide messenger RNA. The record is from the annotation of a GenBank genome assembly. NCBI's taxonomy places the organism in Eukaryota, Fungi, Glomeromycota, Glomeromycetes, Entrophosporales, Entrophosporaceae.